AUGGUGAACAGCCGGGUGGAGGCGUCAGCCGUGGCGGUAACAGGUGGCGGCGGCUCGUCAGGCAGGUCCUGCGCGGGCUGCGGCGGGCGCAUCGCCGACCGCUUCCUGCUCUUCUCCAUGGAGCGCUACUGGCACACGCGCUGCCUCAAGUGCUCCUGCUGCCACUCCCAGCUGGGCGAGAUCGGCACCACCUGCUACAGCAAAGGGGGCAUGAUCCUCUGCAAGAACGACUACAUCAGGUGAGCGUCAGGGGAGGCAGCAUUCAAAUCAGGAAGGACUGCGGGUGGGGGGGUGGAUGCAACACGGUAAUAGCUUCACCUCUGGUAGGCGUCUUUUUCCACAUUGGUCAUGCAGUUAAAGGAAAGAUAUUUGAUUGGAAUCAACCCUACUAGGGUGACAUAGGUGUGGGGAAAGAAGAAUUACGUGGGGGAAAUUAUUUUGCUAUGUUAUAUACAGUAGUCAGCAAUUACUUUAGGUUGUAGGUUAACUGUCUCAGAUGUUUUAGCUUACGUCAACCAUUUUUGACCUUGUCUAUGAAAAUGGAAAUUAAAAAGUGUUGUAAGAACAUUUUAGUGAGUUUCCCCUUCAAUAAAGUUAAUAGUGAAAGUGCCACAGAAAUCCACAUUCAACAACUGAUCAUGCCUGAUGAGUAUUUUUAAUGUUUGGCCAAACAAGCACAGAUAGCUCAAUGCAUUUGGGUUUAUGAUAGUGGUCGUAUUAUUGCGUUUACAGUUAAUGACAGCUGUUUUGUAGGCUUUAUUUCAGGGACUAUAUUAUGGAGGAAUUUGUCAAGUUAAUUUCUCUCUUUUUUUUUUGUCUGUGCACACAUAAAGGCACCAGGUGUUCGUGUGUGAAUGCAGACAGAUAGGGCAGGAUAAGAGUGACAGGAGGGUGUUACGAGAAAAGGUAUAGGCACACACCAGGUUUGUGUCUGAGGGAGCAAUGGAUUUUUAACAGCAACUCUCUAACCUCUCAAGACCAACUGUCUUUCACUACUUUUUAGACAUUUGAUUACAAAACCUAAGGAGUUUGUAAUUAACCUAAAUUUGCAGUUAGGAUAGCCUGAAUUGGUCCUAUAGCUUAAUUGGCCAAGGAUUCAGACAAUUUUAAAUAGCUACCAUUGUGUUACUGUGGUUCUAAUUGAAACCCAUGUUAAGUUAGGCACAUUUUUAAAUGGUCAUAAUUCAAAUAUUAUAAAAAUGAUCAAAAAUAUGAAUGCAAGCAAUCUAAGUUGGGUCAGUCUGAACAUCUCAACGUUAGUUUGGCGUUGAUAGCUUAAAUGGUGUAGGAGGAGAUACACGCCCAAAUUUCCAAAUGUUCCCCAUGUAAGUCUAUGGCACUUGUAUUGCCAUUGAAAUGCAUUGGGAGCUCAUUUUAAGUGUUGUAAAACACAAAGUACAAAUAAUAUCGAAACUAUUUUCUCAAGCAGUUGGGGAAGUCUGCACAUUUGGAAGUUGGUUUGGUGUUAAUAGCUUAAGUCGUUUAAGCGCUAGCGUGAGCCGAAUAAAUACAAUGAUGAGUAUGUCAUAAAUCUACAGUUGUGCAUUGCUUUGCAAGCACACCUAAUUAGUUAAUUUGCCCAAGUUUAUCAUAAGACAUAAACAGAACGCAUCAGUGAUUCGUAUUCCCUGCAACCCUCUGAAGAGGCAACGGCAUGGAAAUGCCCCUGUCUGGGUGCCUGUGGCACGUGUGUCUACCACCUUGUGUAGCCGUUAGCGAUGCUAAUGAUAGGCUAACCGUCUUUGGGUAGAUGGGAAGGCUUUCACAAAUACCUUCUCAAUUAGAAGUUAACUACAAUGUAGCCUAUGCCUACCUGGCAGAGUCAUGAUUAUUUGCAUCAAUCCAGUGGCCAUUUGUUUUGCAAACUCCAUCACGUGAGCUACAGAACCACCACUAACCAAACAACAGUGCUUAGUGCUUGCACACUUGAAUUAAGGGGAAACUACACUCAAAUCAACAUUUUGUAGCUUUUCCCAGACCUCAAAAGUGGUCCCCUGAUGUGGUUUAAGCAUUGCUGUGGACUUAGAACAUCUAAUUGUUCUUUUUUUUUCAUACAAACAUUUUAUUUUGAUUAUGAAAAUGGGGAAAAAUCUGUUCUUCAACUAAUUUUUUUUGCUGUGGUAGUGUUUUGGUAUCGAGUAUCAUGAUACUAAACCUGGUGUUGGUAUCGAAGUCCAAAUUCUGGUAUCGUGACAACAGUAGUGUGUGUGUGUGAGUGCGUGCGCACACACGUGUCUGAGAGGCUGGUCGGAUCUAACACAGACGAAGGAUUGUGUGGGUGCCUGCGUUGGCACUGCCCAGGCACUAGCGCUCUCCAGGGCAAACAUUGGGGCAGAUCCGGAGCAGUCUGGAAACUCACGGCCCAAGAGCGCCCGCAUGGAUGGAGGCCUGCUGGAUAGCGCAGAGACACUGGGCACUUUGUACAUCAGUCCAGUAAUAAUUCAGAGGAUUUAAAGCCACUCCCAGUGGAAUAAAUAAAGCAGUUAUACUUCACUACUAUACUGAACAAAAAUAUAAAUGGAACAUGUAAAGCGUUGGUCCCAUGUUUCAUGAGCUGAAAUAAAAGAUCCCAGACAUUUUCCAUAUGCACAAAAAUCUUAUUUCUCUCCAAUUUUGUGCACAAAUUUGUUGACAUUCCUGUUAGUGAGCAUGUCUCCUUUGCCAAGAUAAUCCAUCCACCUGCCAGGUGUGGCAUAUCAAGAAGCUGAUUAAAUAGCAUGAUCAUUACACAGGUGCACCUUGUGCAGUUUUGUCACACAACACAAUGCCACAGAUGUCUCAAGUUUUGAGGGAGCGUGCAACUGGCAUGCUGACUGCAGGAAUGUCCACCAGAGCUGUUGCCUGAGAAUGUAAUGUUCAUUUCUCUACCAUAAGCCACCUCCAACGUCGUUUUAGAGAAUUUGGCAGUACGUCCAACUGGCUUCACAACCACAGAACACAUGUAACCAUGCCAGCCCAGGACCUCCACAUCCGGCUUCUUUACCUGCGGGAUCGUCUGAGACCAGCCCCCCGGACAGCUGAUGAAACUGAGGAGUAUUUCUGUCUGUAAUAAAGCCCUUCUGAUUGGCUGGGCCUGCGCCCCUGCCCAUUCAUGUGAAAUCCAUAGAUUAGGGCCUAAUUAAUUUAUUUCAAUUAACUGAUUUCCUUAUAUGAACUGUAACUCAGUUAAAUUAUUGAAAUUGUUGCAUGUUGUGUUUCCAUUUUUGUUCAGUGUUUGUGAUCUACAGAAAGAUGUAUGGUUGUGAAAUGUAAUGUGCCAAUAACUCCUCAUUGCAACUAUUGCAACCACCACUGAAUGAGUGGUAAUUGCAUGUGUUUUUUGCCGCAAAAUGUCCUAUGUUAUUUAGCCAUAUGGAUCAUGUCAUAUGGUUUGACACCAUUAAUAUAAAAAGUAUAUGGUUUUUCUGCACUGCUGCUUAACAAUCGUCAAACGUAGUGCACGCUUGUGGACAGGACCUUGUGUCCAUGCACGCGCAAGGUCCAUCCUCAGACAUUUGUAGCGCAUACCAGUAUGCAAUUCGCAGCAUAUCAAAUAUGUAUAAUACAGUUGGUGGGUCCUCAUUGCCAAGUGACCCAGUGCCAAUGAGGUCCGAUAAAGGCAGAGAGGGAGCUUUAAUUAGGGAGAACGGGGUUCCUCUCGAGCGCUUGCUUAUUAAAUGAUUGUUUGGAUUAAGAUCAAUAGGGAAAGGGAGAGAGUAGAGAGGGGGAGGUAUAGGAGCCAAAACCGAUAUGGUAGGUGUCACAAGCAAGAGGGUGCAAUAGAGAAGGUGUAAUGAGAGCAGAAGAGAGGCUUCCUAUUAAGACUGAAUGGUUUAACUGUUAACACGCUAGGGCCUCUGAGAGAUGGGCCAAUGGGCUCUGGGUAGUCUACUAAAUGUGGUGUGAAGGUUUCCUGUAAGUCACAUGUACUUACUUGGUCACGCUCUAAGAAGGAGGCGACGUGUUUGACAGGAGCAAGGCAAUGUAUAGUUCACCAAAAAUAAGUCCUAUAGCGGAUCACAUUAUUUUCUUACGUUUCACACCAAACAGACAUUAUCACUGGCACCUACAAAAGAUAUUCAGUGACCCGUGAAGAAAAAUCCUUAAAUCAGGGUGCUUCACCAGUGUCAGCUGAAACAUAUUUCAGGGCUCUGCUAGUAGCCUGCCAUGGACUUCAUCUGCAGCUCAAACCCCACCUGGAAUCUGUAGCCGUCAGCUGAGCACACAAGGCCUGAGUCACGUCGCAGCACCACCACCAGCACUAUUCCAUGCUGCAUCCGUCCCAUUCAGUCCUGCUAGACUCUGGACUCCUACUUCAUUCAUGACUUCAACCACUGGUCUGGGAACUAUUUAGCAUUAAUUGCUUGAGUUGGUUCUAGUUACAUUUACAUUUUAGUCAUUUAGCAGAUGCUGUUAUCCAGAGCGACUUACAGUUAGUGAGGGCAUACAUUUUCAUACUGGCCCCCCGUGGGAAGUUAGGAUCGGGAAAGGGUAAGCCAAGUUAGAAUCAGCCGUUGAAGGCCGAGAGUGGUGCUGAACCACAACAUCAUUGUCAUUGGGAAUAUGAGGUGACUUGGUCAAUCUGUUGAAGGGUAAGUGGUUGCAGUUGUCUGACAUGGUUUGUUUGGGUUCACCCGCAGGCUGUUCGGGCACAGCGGGGCAUGCAGCGCCUGUGGCCAGUCCAUCCCUGCCAGUGAGAUGGUGAUGCGUGCACAGGGCAACGUGUACCACCUCAAGGUAAGACUAACGUCAGCCUAAAAGUAAAGACCGAUGCCAACAGAAUCUGCGAAAGCCAAAUAUUUUAAGGGCCCUUAGACACAGCGAUUUGACCCAUGCUUCUGUUGCUCUUUCUUAAACUGUUUCUUAAAAAACUUCUCCCUCCAUUUUUCCUUCGUUCCCUCCCUCUGCAGUGUUUCACCUGUGCCACCUGUAGGAACCGGCUGGUGCCGGGUGACCGCUUCCACUACGUUAACGGCACCAUCUUCUGUGAGCACGACAGGCCAGGGGGCGCUCUACUCCGGAGUCACUUGACCCCACUGCAGGGGAACGGCAUGAUGCCUGACCAGAAGGUAUGGGGAUGUGCUCCGGACCGUAUUUUGAUAGAACUUAACAGUUUGUGAUUGAUUGUCCCUUACGUGUUAAGAAUCCAUGUGGUUUAAUGAAUGAAUGUGCUGUUUUGGUAAUAGUUUUUGAAGGUGGUGUUGGACUGUGGUUGUCUUACUGUCUGUUCUUGCGGUCUUUGCGUAAUCAAUGUGUAUCAAUAAUCACCUCUUUCUCCUGAUCUCAGGUGUGCUGA
Molecule: messenger RNA, 5275 nt
Organism: Coregonus sp. 'balchen'
Lineage: Eukaryota; Metazoa; Chordata; Actinopteri; Salmoniformes; Salmonidae
Source: the annotation of a GenBank genome assembly